Stegastes partitus (bicolor damselfish) is the source of this 3084-nucleotide messenger RNA. RefSeq names its product MyoD family inhibitor domain containing (gene mdfic). The record is from RefSeq and is a predicted model, not a curated record. NCBI's taxonomy places the organism in Eukaryota, Metazoa, Chordata, Actinopteri, Pomacentridae. Bases 370 to 1218 code for a protein of 282 amino acids. The transcript has 5 exons.
AGACGCCACUAUCCUCAGUAAACUCGCCGCCACUCAGCGUCGAAAGCUUCGACGGGAUUCUUAUUGACACUUUUUAUUCGCGCGUCAACAACACCUGGACCCUGUCGAACUUUCUGGAAGUUGGAGGAAAAGUUUUUCGGGACGCUAAAGUUGCUCUUUGACGCACUUUGUUUUGAUUUCUUUUGGGUUUGUUUUCUUCUCGCGUAACGUCUCGCUGGAGGAAGGAGAGGAUGGGAAUAAUUUGAAGCGACAUGUUUGAGAGCCUGUGCUGAUGAGGAGACGUUGGUUUUCCCAGCACUGAGGGCUGAGGAGAAAAAAAAAAAAAAAAACAGGAAAGGAGCUUCUUCUGCUGUUUGAGACGCCUGUCUCAUGUCCAAGCAGACCGUCCGUCCUCCGGAUGGGCCGGCAGGGCCAGAGAGGGGCCCCCGGCCAGAGACCAGUCCCCUGCUGUCAGCCUCACACGACGCUUGUGACAGUGAAUCAUCAGGAAGAGCGUCGUCUCCCAGGAAACCGGCCGCCGAAGGACAAAGUCACGUGACGGAGGAGAAGCCUAAUUAUUGCGAGCCCGUGAGAGCUCAACCUCAGUCUGAGUCUGAUUCAAAGCUCGUGCUCUCUGAGCCUGCUGAGGGAGACAUUGCCAAAGACCAUAAUGGGUUUCGCCAUGGCAGCGCUGGCACACCCACGCUGAGUAACGGCAACGGAAUCCAUCCUGGCACUGGUGGAUCCGACGCCACGCGGACAUGCACCUGCGGUGCCAACAUCAGCAUGAGCGCCACGGGUGGGUCAGGCCCUGGCACAAGAACAGCGGCGGCCAAGCCAAUGACAGAGCAGCCCAGGAAGCAGCCGUCCACGCCUGUGUCACAGAGGAUGCAGAGAAAAUUGAGGUCCAGCUUGUCAGUCAACAGUGACAGCAGCCGGCGAAGCAAAGGCAGUUCCACGGGGUCACAGAAGGCUCCUUUACCAGAGGACUGCUGCGUUCACUGCAUCUUGGCCUGCCUUUUCUGUGAGUUCCUGACGCUUUGCAACAUGGUAGUGGCCCAGGCCUCGUGCGGCGCAUGCACAUCAGAGGCUUGCUGUUGCUGCUGCUGCACAGACGACCUGGGCGACGACUGCAACUGUCCCUGUGACAUGGAUUGUGGCAUCAUGGAUGCCUGCUGCGAGUCCUCCGAUUGCCUGGAAAUCUGUAUGGAGUGCUGCGGCAUCUGCUUCCCCACAUAGGGAGGCCUCAGUUUGUGCGGACCAGGGUGUCUCUGCUGGGAAUAAGUGGACCCUGGACGAAAAUAUCGAAGGAAUCCGCUGCUGCUGUCGCUUUGAAUUCGGCAACAGACGGGGAAGUGUGAGUGUAUGAGUGAGUGAUUUUUGUCUUUUUGUCCUUUUAUUUGUGUCUUUUCAGUGUGUGUGUGAAAUAUUGUGGUGUGUGUGUAUAGCAUGCUUUGUAAGAUGUAUUUUGACACUGGGCUUCUCCAUCAAAACCAGCUCAGCAGGAGCUAGAAGUAAUUCCAGAUAUAUGAACAUGUCAGUUAAGUCUUCAGUGUAUUGUAAGUAUUCUAUCGGAAAAGUAUUAUCACAGACUGCCUUUAAAGUUUUUAGUGAUACAUCAGGAAAGCUGUCGAAUUGUAUCGUUUCUUGCCUCUCUUUUGGUGACCGACGUGUCGCCCACACUCCACAAAAUGAACAUUUACUCUGUUUUCAUUUUCAAGUCUUGUGGGUUGUUUUUGAUGCUCAAAAGAACUGAGGUUGCAGACUUAGUACUGUACAACACUGUAAAAGGUUUAUGUGAUGAUUCAUCCAUUCCUAAUCGCAUACUGUAGUUUUGCAACACGGAUUUCCAUUUAGACAUAUCUACUGUAGAACUGGUGAAAUAUCAACGGUGAAUCAUCAGAUUAUCUGCUACUUCCUGACACUAAAGCGUAGGGCGUUACGUCUCUAGCUCGAGGAAUGUUUUUGAAUUGGAGCGACCUGUUAUUACAGAGAAGAAAUGCACAACUUUGCCGAUAAGCUCUUAAUUGUUUUGCAAAAUUUUCGGAUUUGCUGGAAUGUUUAUGAAAUUUCUCAUCUCACUUCCUCCUGAUUUGCCACCUUGGGUUUACUGGAAAUAAAGUACACACAUGCACAUUUUUUUAUUGCAAAAGGUCCUGACCAGUUCAACGUAUAGCAUUCUGCAUUCAGAUAUCCAAUGUGUACAGCUUAUGUCUUCAUUUCUGUGGGAGUCCUCUAAUGUUAGCCGUCAAUGAUCUGGCUUUUGUCAGCUCCAUAUGGUACAAGUCUUCUCUGGGAUGCUAUUUUACAUACAUACUGUGGAAGCAUGACUUGUUGAACUGCACUCUGUUCACAAGGGCCGUGAUAAGGAAUUAGAAAACGGUGACCCUCGUCGCCAUAUAAGCGGCUUUCGGGUAUCAAGCCCAGUGACUCACAAUACAAAAAAGGGAAUCAUGAACUGUCAUGUUGAAAUGGUAAACUAAUGCAGGGUAAAGGCAGUUUUCUUCUCCUUUUUUUUUUUCUGUUCUUUAAUUCUGUGUAUCUCAAGAUGAGUUUGUGGUGAAUCACCAGCGGAGUCAUUUUCUUGUCUCGGAGAUCCGCUUUGAUGUUGUUUAAGUGAUGAUACUUAAUGCUGGCCCUCAUUAGCACUGCUUACUAAAUGGUAACAAAAAAAAAUAAAUUGUCCCUUCCCAACGCCUUCAAAGAUAAUGUGCUGUCAUGUACAGUUCGUCUUAAUGGCGCGCUGUUAUGUGUAUAAGGAGGUUGGAUAGGCACCUCUUCAGCAGAUAAUGUGCAGGAAAUAAACCUCAUUUUCGUGUUUAUGAUUAACUCAAACCACAAGUUUGUUACGGGCUAAAGAGUGUCAAGAAAACACUAUAUAGAUAAUGUGAAGAAUUUAUCUAAAAAUCGAAAAAAAAAGUAAAGUAUAUAGUAGUUGUCUUCUUAUACUGUUAUGCUUUGUUUAUGCCUUAGACUUGAUCGCUCUCAUUUUCAUCUGGAUGCAUCACUGCUUGACGUGGAGUUCAUAGCUCAUUUUAUUAGUUUUGUACAUUAUCUUAAAUCUCAGAGAAAAGUUUUUAAAAAAUAAAACAUUACCAAAAAUGA